This is a messenger RNA of Angiostrongylus costaricensis, 174 nucleotides long. The record is from the annotation of a GenBank genome assembly. Lineage: Eukaryota; Metazoa; Nematoda; Chromadorea; Rhabditida; Metastrongylidae.
AUGGGAUGCGGAAAAAUAGUGUGUGCUCAGGAAGGUAGUGGUCCGUGCUCUUUCUGUGGGACACUAGUCUGUACCAAAGAGGAAAAAGAGGUGAUGGUUGCCGAUCUUAGAAGUAUUUCACUGUUGGUUACUUCAUUUUGUUACUCACUAAGUGUUUACAUCAUUUAUUUAUAG